CGGCAUAUUUUAUCCUCUCACCAAACUACCUAUUCCAAGGUUUCCCCGAGGGUGGAAGCCGUCUGGCAGCUGUACAGCGGGAAUCAGUGUCACCACACCGUGAUUGAGUGACUGGUAUAAAUACUCUAGCAUACCGCUAUGGCUUACAACUCCGAAUCCAGCGCGCAGACCUACGCUGAGGCCACAUGGCUGCAAGGCGCCAUUUUCGCUGCCAUGUUUUACGGCGUGGCGGUUGUGAUGUCUUUCAUGUGUUGGCGCUCCCUCUGGCCACGCAUUCGAUCGUAUACCACCGGGUACAAGAAAAACAGAUUCCUCUUCUGCUAUGUCACUUUCCUUUUUGUGUUGAGUACGAUGAAUGCGGCGUUUUCUGCGGAGGAGACGCAGAAGACCUUCAUCUACAAUCGCCUAUAUCCAGGAGGUCCAAGUGCAUUCGCUAGGAUAAACUUUUCACCUGCGCUUGGUGUUUCCCUCUUGCUUUCAAAUUGGUGUGCAGACCUAUUGAUGAUUUGGCGGUGUAUAGUGGUAUACAAAAAUACCAGAUCCCACUUGAUUGUCUCGGGACUUGGAAGCCUCAUGUUUCUCACAUCUGUGGUCACCGGAACCCUCUGGUUUGUUGUCAUGUCAAACCCCCACAGAGCUACAGACGGCUGGAUGUCCAUCCACUUCCUCUUCCCGUACAUCUGUGUCGCCCUCACCAUCAACAUCUUCGUCAGUCUCCUCACUGUCCUGCGCCUGCUAUACCACCGCCACAAAAUGUCCAAAAUCCUUGGCCCAGGUCACGGCGCGAUUUACGCCAGUUUCGCGACAAUAAUUAUCGAAUCCGCAUCCAUCUAUUCAAUAAUUUCGCUCCUUUACCUCAUCCCGUUCGCCGCCCGCAACCCGCUCUCGGAUGCAUUCGUGCAAAUCCUGGGUCAGGCGCAGAUCGUUGCCUCACUCCUCAUUAUCUUCCGUGUCGCAGAGGGGAAGGCCUGGGGAAAACACGCUAACUCACCAAUGGAAAGCUCCUUCCAGAUGCGGCGAAUGCCCAAAACCUUGAAACCCUCUGCUGCGCCAAAUCAACUAAACGUAGAGAUCCACUUUGAGGUAGAAACUAGCCACGACAGUUCCAUUCCGCCGCCAAAGUCACCAUACUCGGGGGAAUCUGCCAGUGAGGCUAAUGCCCCACUUGACAGCACGGUAUGAGACCCGCAGGGCUGUACGUAUGAAUCAAGACAGCGGGACGCACGAAUUUAUCUAGACUCUGUCACUACCGGCCCUCCGUGUUUCUAGCUCCGAAAUACGGAUAGAUUCGCAUUGGUCAAUGUGUUCCCUCUCGUUUUGUGUAAUUGCGAUCAGCUCCGCAGAACCAACCGCUCCGUAUUCACAUUAUGUAGCUAUAGCGAUUUUAUUACAGGUACAUUAUGUAUUAAAUUAUUGUAAGUUAUCUAGGCUCUUAAUUGACAGUCUUUUUUCGUGGAG
Messenger RNA from Suillus paluster, 1458 nucleotides. RefSeq lists its product as uncharacterized. The transcript is spliced from 6 exons. The record is from RefSeq and is a predicted model, not a curated record. NCBI's taxonomy places the organism in Eukaryota, Fungi, Basidiomycota, Agaricomycetes, Boletales, Suillaceae. The coding region runs from base 139 to 1182 and encodes 347 amino acids.